AUGCCUGUCCAAACACUGGGAUUGGGGAUAAUGGAUGAAGAUAAAUUAAUUGAAGAAGUCUUGGAUAAGUUUGUUAAUUGUCAUGAGCAAACAUAUGAAGAAUUUCUGAGCACUUUCACUCAUCUUUCAAAAGAGGAUAAUAUGGCCAAAAGGAGAGCACUUGGAACCAGUUCUUUGGGAAACAUAUUUACCUCAAUAAAAGUUACUCAUAAAAAUCAACCAACUGAUCACCAUCUUAGAAAUACAGCCGUCUUUCUUCAUACUUCAUCUCAAUGUUUAGAAGAAGAACAGAUAGUGAUGGGUGAAGGCCAAAAAGUUGGUGGUUCUUUACAAGGUGAUUUGAAGUGCGCAGGAAAGGUGAAGGUAGAUAAUUUCCUUACCUUAGAAGAUUUGGACAUAGAAGAAGAGAUUAAUCCCCAGAUGAACAAAGAUUUGCUGCUGCUUCCGGGACAAGUGGAACAGGAUGUAACCACCAGUGUUCCUUCUUAUAUUCCUUCUGUGGACCAGCCUCUCCCCACUGAAGUAAAGCCAAAUCCCACUGUAAAAAGGGCAGAUAAGCAGACAGAAGAGAUACUCGGAGAUGAAGUUCAGCCCUUUUCACUUGAUGAAGAUUUUGAUUAUGAUAAUGUGACUUUAACCCCCAAGUUCACUCCUGGAGAGAUAGAGGCCAUUAAACAGCUAUUGAAGCAAGAGAGAAUGAACACCAACAUUGACUUAGAGGCACCCCCAUGACUGAGUCAC
Molecule: messenger RNA, 741 nt
Organism: Castor canadensis (American beaver)
Lineage: Eukaryota; Metazoa; Chordata; Mammalia; Rodentia; Castoridae
Gene: Iftap
Product: intraflagellar transport associated protein
Biological process (GO): acrosome reaction; spermatogenesis
Cellular component (GO): 9+0 non-motile cilium; cytosol
Molecular function (GO): intraciliary transport particle A binding
Source: RefSeq, a predicted model, not a curated record